AUGGACUUUUACAAUAACGCGGUAAUAUUUGUAACGGGAGCCACUGGUUUUGUGGGCAAAACAUUGUUGGAAAAACUACUUUGGAGUUUUCCUCAACUGCAGUGCAUUUAUAUGCUGAUACGCGAGAAAUAUAACAAAAGUGCUGAGCAACGUUUUCAAGAGUUUGUGCAGCAUAAAAUCUUUGAGCGCGUAAGAUCAGCAUAUCCAGAGCGUUUGAAAAAGCUGAAAUUUUUGGCGGGAAAUAUAGAGAGGGAAAAUUUUGGUCUCAGUAAUGUGGACAAGAAAAUGUUGUGUGCUGAAGUCAAUAUUAUUUUCCAUAGUGCCGCCACGGUGCGUUUCAAUGAAAGACUUAAAGUGGCGGCACGUGUUAAUACAGUGGCCACUUGGAAUCUAUUGGAAAUGUGUAAAGAUAUGCCUUUACUAAAGAGUUUUGUAUAUGUUUCGACAGCCUAUUGCAAUCCCGGACGCAAAUAUGUAGAUGAGCAAAUCUAUCCUACUUUACCUCCAGUAAAUUGGAAGCAUUUUGUUGAUUGCACUUUAAAAAUACCAGAUGAAUACUUUAACAGUUUGGCCAACUAUAUAAAGGGACCCCAUCCAAACACUUACACCUUUACCAAAUCCAUAGCCGAGCAAAUAGUCAAUGACUACAAACACUUGAUACCCAUAGUCAUAGUCAGGCCCUCCAUAGUGACAGCCGCUCAUCGUGAACCCUAUCCCGGCUGGAUAGAUAAUAUACAGGGUAUUACCGGCAUAAUGAUGGAAAUCGGUAAGGGUUCCAUAAGCAGCAUUUUGGGAGAUAAAAAUGUUAUAUGCGACAUAAUACCGGUAGAUUUUGUGGUCAACUCUAUGAUAUUGACAGCGCCAAGGGCUAUAAAAAGAACAGUUUAUAUAUCCAACUCUACAUCGGGUGCCACCAAUCCCAUUACCUGGCAGCAAUUGGGUAACUUAACGCUGAAAUGGUCACGCAUUUAUCCCACCAAGAAACUGCUUAUGUAUCCCUAUUUUAAAUAUCGCAAAAGUUAUUUUUUCCAUGACAUGGCUGUCUAUUUGCUGCACUAUAUACCGGCCAUAUUAAUGGAUAUUUCAACACUGUUGCAGGGCGGCAAGCGCCGCAUGGUAUUGCCCAUAGCCAAAAAGUUUAGGCAAGCUUGUUUGGCCGGCAAAUGUUUUUCUCUUAACGAAUGGAUAUUUUUGAAUAGCAGCCGCUAUUAUUUUGCCGAUACUGUCAGUACAGGCUUAUAUGCUAGUCUGGAUUGGAAUUUACAAUCCUUGAACUAUGACACUUAUAUACGACAAUUUGUUAUGGGCAUACAAAAGUAUUUGCAUCAUGAACAGAUGGAAACACAUGGAAAUUCGAAUAAGUUUAAGAUAACCAGAUUGUAUUGGUCUUGGAUUUUUGUGCAUACCUUCAUGAUUUUAAUGUUGCUGUAUAUUUUAUUUGCCCAAUUCACAACUGGUGUUGUAGCGUUGUAUCGUUGUAUGUCGUAA
Molecule: messenger RNA, 1488 nt
Organism: Calliphora vicina (urban bluebottle blowfly)
Lineage: Eukaryota; Metazoa; Arthropoda; Insecta; Diptera; Calliphoridae
Product: putative fatty acyl-CoA reductase CG5065
Exons: 8
Coding region: 1-1488 (495 amino acids)
Biological process (GO): long-chain fatty-acyl-CoA metabolic process
Cellular component (GO): peroxisome
Molecular function (GO): alcohol-forming very long-chain fatty acyl-CoA reductase (NADP+) activity
Source: RefSeq, a predicted model, not a curated record